AUGGCGGGAGACUUUAAUCGCCACCACCCAAUAUGGAGCCGUAACCAAAUCCCCACAACGGCUAUCGAACACGCCGAGGAGCUGGUCAGCUUCUUCCAGGGACUCGGGCUCCAUUCAUGUCUACCACGAGGCACACCCACGUUCUGGUCAUUAAGCCACCCGGGAAGCACUUCGACCAUCGAUCUUACAGUCACUGACCAGCCGGAGAAUGUCACCAGGUGCCACCUGUACCAUGACCACUAUGGAUCGGACCAUCGAGCUACCUAUUCCGAAUGGUCCCUCCAAACAAUGCGGAACGCAGAGCCAAAACCAAGAAAAGCAUACGAACGAUCAGACUGGGAAAAGAUCGGGAAAUUGUCGAUCGCCGAACUCGACAAGACGGUAGAAAGGCUCAUCUCCUGCACGACUAGGGCCGUAGACCAACACACACCAGUGGCGAAACCGUCACCGUACGCCAAACGUUGGUUCUCCCCGGAACUAAAGAUACAACAGGGAGAGGUCAACAGAGCUCGCCGGCGAUGGCAAGAGAGCUGCGCUAUAAGAGGGCGCCAACAUGAGAUAUCUAACGCCCUUUUCCACGACAUGCAAACGAAACGCCGAGCUUGGACGCGAGCCAUUGAGAAAGCCAAAUCGCAUCACUGGAAAGAAUUCCUGGACAAAGCGGGAGAAGGACACCUCUGGAAGGCAGCGUCAUACAUGAAACCGCGAGAAUCCUUUGGCUGUAUCCCACCUUUGAAAGAUGGAACAAACGAGGUAGUAGACAACAAGUGCAAAGCCAAGUUAUUUAUGGACACAUUCUUCCCCAAGAUGGCAACCCCAGAAACCACAGAAAAUACACCACCCAAAGAAGAAAUUCGCUGGGAGCCUAUCACGAAGGAAGAGGUCCACAGAGCCCUGCAACGCAUGAAAACCAUGAAGGCCCCAGGAGAAGACGAAAUCCCAACGCUUGCGUGGAAACAGAUAUGGCCAUACCUCAACGAGGAGAUCUUUCAGAUCUUCACAGCGUCUAUCAACCUCGGACACUACCCACAACAAUGGAAGACAGCAAGGAUUAUAGUCCUCCGGAAACCGAACAAACCAGACUAUACUAAGCCUGAAACAUACCGACCGAUCUCGCUCCUAAAUACACUCGGCAAGGUCCUAGAAGCAGUUGUCGCAAAACGCCUUUCGUUUUAUGCGGAGACCUAUAAUCUGCUACCGAACACCCAAUUCGGUGGCAGGCCAGGACGAAACACCGAGCAGGCACUGCUGGUGCUAUCUAACGCCAUCGACCAGGCAUGGAUCCGAGGUCGGGUGGUGACACUGGUAGCCUUCGAUCUCAAAGGCGCCUUCAAUGGGGUUAAUAGCAAGGUCCUUGACCUCCAACUCAAAGCACAAGGGAUCCCGAUCAUCAUCCGCACCUGGAUCGCCAGUUUCAUGGAAGAUCGUACUGCAAGUAUCGCCUUCGACGACUUUGAAUCCACUAGAACUACCCUGGACAAUGCUGGCCUAGCCCAAGGAUCACCGUUAUCUCCGGUCCUAUUCAUCUUUUUCAAUGCAGAACUGGUGGACCAACCAGUUGAUCGAAAGGGUGGUUCAUCGGCGUUUAUCGACGACUACUUUCGAUGGGUCGUGGGACCAUCCGCAGAGGACAAUCUUCGGAGACUACAAAGUGACGAUAUACCGCGGAUUGAACAGUGGGCCAGACAAACAGGUUCAUCCUUCACAGUAGAGAAGACAGAAUUGAUCCACCUGACACGGAAAAAGACCGAACGCAACAAGGGACAACUGACCAUCGAGGGCAGCACCAUCAAACCAAGCACUACCGCCAAGCUCCUCGGUGUGGUCUUCGACAAUGAGCUCCGAUGGAAGCCGCAUGUACAACAGGUGUUAAAGAGAGCCACAAGAGUCAACACAGCACUGGGUGGUCUGCGACACCUGCGGCCCGGUCAAAUGCGACAGCUAUACCAAGCCUGCGUCACGCCCAUCGUGGACUAUGCAUCCACGGUCUGGCACAGCCCGCCGAAAGACAAGAUGCACCUCCGGGCCCUCAACACGGUCCAGCGAUCGACACUCAUUCGGAUCCUGUCGGCAUUUCGAUCCACUGCUACUGCCACGAUGGAAGUUGAGAUGUUUACGCUACCGACCCGCCUCCGUCUCCGACAGCGAGCGCAGUUGACCAUUAUUAACAUGCUCACACUCCCGUGGGAUCAUCCCAUACAAGGAGUACUGUCACGGGCCAGAAGGCGACGCGAUCACGCCGGCAUUGGCAGUGCCCCACGAUUUCCACUAGCCGAGUCAAUGAAAACCAUGCGUGUAGAACAAUUCAACGGGUUAGAAACCAUCGACCCGAAACCGACAGCACCGUGGAAGCCAUCGGUUUUUAAGGAAAUCGACAUCACCCCAGAUCGAGAAAAAGCGAGGAAGAAAGCCGCGGCCCUACUCGUGGAUCCGAGUCGAGUUGUCUAUUCGGACGCCUCGGGACAUGACAGCCACCUUGGGGCAGCGGCCGUGGCCUUAGACCGGCACCAGAAAGUCGUAGCAUCUCGCACGACGACAAUAGGCCCAAUGGCACAAUGGUCCAUCCAUACUGCGGAGCUAAUCGGCAUUUUUUAUGCAAUCAGCCUAGCGUUCAGACUCUCACAUCAAAAUAAACAGCCCAGCCGACCAGGAACGGGCGAAAUGAUAACCAUCCUGAGUGACAGCAAAUCGGCACUGCAAGCAAUUAGGAACCCAAGCAAUAAAUCUGGUCAAAGGGUGAUUCAAGCGAUCAACCAGUCAGCGUAUGAACUAGAUAGCCGAGGCAUCUCUCUUCGUCUCCAAUGGAUCCCGGGUCACUGCGAUGACCCAGGGAACGACGCGGCAGACCACCUGGCCAAGACAGCAGUUGGCCUCGACAAGACACAUCCCUUCUGUCGACCAGUCUCCCGCGAGAAAGCAGCGAUCCGAAAACAAAUCCUAAAAGAAUGGGAAGACGAAUGGAAAGCAUCACGGAAGGGUGCCCACCUCCGGAGAAUCGACAGCACGCUCCCAUCUAUCCAUACCCGGCGACUAUACCAGUCGCUACCCCGGAACCGAGCCUACUUAUUAACGCAACUACGAACAGGACACUCUUGGCUGGCAACCCAUGGAAAAUUCCUCCAGUUCCGCGAGGACGAUACAUGCGAGUGUGGCGCGAAGGAAACCGUCACCCACGUUCUGAUUGAUUGCCCGAGACUGGCUACCGAACGACAGAAACUACGGAAAGAGGUGGGUGAAGCUUUUGGGGAUAUAUCGCUCAUGCUAGGAGCGAAAGAUCAUAGUAGCAAAAGCAAUACUCCGCAAGGCAGCGUUUUAGGCGCUGUGCUGGACUUCGCAGAAGCUUCUCAAAGGUUUUGUAACCGUGGGCCAACGGACCCACCGGAAAGGAACCCAAGGCAAAGGCCGACCACAGGCCCCUAG
Molecule: messenger RNA, 3420 nt
Organism: Talaromyces stipitatus ATCC 10500
Lineage: Eukaryota; Fungi; Ascomycota; Eurotiomycetes; Eurotiales; Trichocomaceae
Product: transposon I factor, putative
Exons: 2
Coding region: 1-3420 (1139 amino acids)
Molecular function (GO): nucleic acid binding; RNA-DNA hybrid ribonuclease activity
Source: RefSeq, a predicted model, not a curated record